AUGACCCCACUUUUACAUGAUAAUUCGCCGCCUAAGAAUAAGCCUAAACAGAAAAAAGUAGCACCUGCUCCUUAUCCUGUUAAGAAAAAGGAUACAGGAAAGUCUACUAAAAACCCAUUAUUUGAGAAAAGACCAAGAAACUUUGGGAUUGGUCAAGAUAUUCAACCUAAAAGAGAUUUAACCCGCUUCGUUAAGUGGCCCAAGUAUGUUCGUCUUCAAAGACAAAAAAGGAUUCUUAACCAACGUCUUAAAGUUCCACCGGCAAUUAAUCAAUUCACCAAAUCCCUUGACAAGACCACUGCAACUAAUGCGUUUAAACUUCUUCACAAAUAUCGUCCUGAAACCAAAGUCGAAAAAAAAGAACGUCUUCAACUUAUAGCAAAAAGUAAGGCUGAUGGUGGAAAAUAUGAACCUAAAAAACCUUAUGUAAUCAAAUAUGGUAUCAAUCAUAUUACCGCGUUGGUUGAAGCCAAAAAAGCCAAAUUAGUAUUAAUCGCUCAUGAUGUUGAUCCAAUUGAAAUUGUUAUAUGGUUACCGGCUUUAUGUAAAAAAAUGCAAGUUCCAUAUGCUAUUAUUAAUGGAAAAGCUAGAUUAGGAGCCGUAGUUCAUAAAAAAACCGCUACCGCUUUAGCUUUUGCUGAUAUUAAAGAUGAAGAUAAAAGUGCAUUCGGUAAUUUAAUUAAUUCUAUCAAGAUUAAUUAUAAUGAAAAAUAUGAAGAACAUAAGAAGCAAUGGGGUGGUGGUAUUAUGGGUGUUAAAUCUCAAGCUAUGAUGAGAAAACGUGAAAAGGCUGCUGGUAGAGAAAUAAAAGCCGUUUAA
This is a messenger RNA of Rhizophagus irregularis DAOM 181602=DAOM 197198, 819 nucleotides long. NCBI's taxonomy places the organism in Eukaryota, Fungi, Glomeromycota, Glomeromycetes, Glomerales, Glomeraceae. The record is from RefSeq and is a predicted model, not a curated record.